GUGCGGCGGCGGAUCCACACGCCCUCCCGCCUGCCCUGUCCCCUCCCUCCCUUCCUCUCCGUCCCCUCUGACGUCUGGAGCUGGCAGCCCGGCCGGUUCCGCAUUCCCGACCCCUCCCCGCCGCCCAGGGGCCGCUAUAUAGCCGGGGCUGAUGCAACCCGUCCCGCCGCCCGCCACAGCCUGCGGACGCGAGGGACGCUCGGCGGCGCGACGGGGGGCGCUGGCGGCGGCGGCGGGGCUGGCGCCGCGGCGGCUCCCGGGCCGGGACGGGCCUGGGCACCGGGCGGAGCUCGGCGGCCGCCGGGAGGCAGCGGCGCGGCGUGGGCACGGCGCCGGCAGCCGGGCCCCGGGGGCGCCGCCUCCGCCCGCGGCUUCUGCACGGCUGGCUGGCCGCGUCUCCUGCUAUGAUGCCUGGGCAGAUCCCGGACCCUUCCGUGACUGCGGGCUCUCUGCCGGGGCUCGGCCCCCUCACUGGACUCCCCAGCUCAGCCCUGACUGCAGAGGAGCUGAAAUACGCCGACAUCCGCAACAUUGGGGCCAUGAUCGCCCCUUUGCACUUCCUGGAGAUGAAGCUGGGCAAGAGACCCCAACCCGUGAAAAGUGAGCUUGACGAGGAAGAGGAGCGGAGGAAAAGGCGGCGGGAGAAGAACAAGGUGGCGGCGGCCCGCUGCCGGAACAAGAAGAAGGAGCGGACGGAGUUCCUGCAGCGGGAAUCCGAGCGGCUAGAACUCAUGAACGCUGAGCUGAAGACCCAGAUAGAGGAGCUGAAGCAGGAGCGGCAGCAGCUCAUCCUGAUGCUGAACCGGCACCGCCCCACCUGCAUCGUCCGGACGGACAGCGUGAAGACGCCUGAGGCUGAAGGCAACCCGCUGCUGGAGCAGCUGGAGGAGAAGUGAGCAUGGGCUGGGAGGACGCCCAGGAGGA
Sorex fumeus (smoky shrew) is the source of this 924-nucleotide messenger RNA. It is a transcript of the gene JDP2, whose product is annotated as Jun dimerization protein 2. Gene Ontology annotation, cellular component: nucleus. The transcript is spliced from 4 exons. NCBI's taxonomy places the organism in Eukaryota, Metazoa, Chordata, Mammalia, Eulipotyphla, Soricidae. Gene Ontology annotation, molecular function: DNA-binding transcription factor activity, RNA polymerase II-specific; RNA polymerase II cis-regulatory region sequence-specific DNA binding. The coding region runs from base 405 to 896 and encodes 163 amino acids. The record is from RefSeq and is a predicted model, not a curated record. Gene Ontology annotation, biological process: regulation of transcription by RNA polymerase II.